GUUGCGAUUUGAUCAUGGCCACAGUGUGGGUCCUGGUGCUGGUGACUGCAGAGCUGUGCUUGGCCAGAGCUGGCCCUGUCCCCACGUUCAAGCCCACCACAACCUGGAAGGGCUGUGACAUGGGCAGGUUCAAAUCUCUGUCACCAAGGGAGCUGGAGGCCUUCAAGAAAGCCAAGGAUGCCUUGGAAAAUUCACUAAAAAACUGGAGUUGCGGCUCCCGCCUCUUCCCUAAAAACAGGGAACUGAGCCAGCUGCAGAUGUGGGAGCGCCCUGUAGCCUUGGAGGCUGAGCUGGCCUUGACCCUGAAGGUCCUGGAGACCAUGGCUGACAGGUCCCACGGGGGCAUCCUGGACCAGCCCCUUCACAUGCUGCGCCACAUCCGCUCCGAGCUCCAGGCCUGUGUGAGUGCUCAGCCCACAGCAGGCCCCCAGCCCCGAGGCCUACUCCACCACUGGCUGCACCGGCUCCAUGAGGCCUCAAAGAAGGAGUCUCAAGGCUGCCUCGAGGCCUCUGUCCUGUUCAACCUCUUCCGCCUCCUCAAAAAGGACCUGGAAUGUGUCGCCAGUGGAGACCUGUGUGUCUGAGGACCUGGACCCACCCC
Molecule: messenger RNA, 601 nt
Organism: Zalophus californianus (California sea lion)
Lineage: Eukaryota; Metazoa; Chordata; Mammalia; Carnivora; Otariidae
Product: interferon lambda-1-like
Exons: 5
Coding region: 15-584 (189 amino acids)
Biological process (GO): cell surface receptor signaling pathway via JAK-STAT; innate immune response; defense response to virus
Molecular function (GO): cytokine activity
Source: RefSeq, a predicted model, not a curated record